Messenger RNA from Physcomitrium patens, 1461 nucleotides. RefSeq lists its product as uncharacterized. Lineage: Eukaryota; Viridiplantae; Streptophyta; Bryopsida; Funariales; Funariaceae. The record is from RefSeq and is a predicted model, not a curated record.
AGCGGAAGACAGAAUUCUUUCUAUGGGACAAAGCUUCACCGAAUUUACAGGAAUUAGGGCUACGCCGAGCUUGUCGCAGAUUGCAGAAUCGUCGAAUGCAUUUCAAGGCGGCCACGGAUUUUUCAUUAAGAGGUCAAUGGCGCGCGAUGAGAAGGUGCGAGAGGUGGUGAUGGUGCCAGCGGCGGCGGUGUCGGAACUGACGAUGCUGAGAACAAUUCAUGGACGCCACCGCUUGUUGAAGCCAAUGAGGACGAGAAACGAUUCUGAUCGGAGCUGCGUGAAAGUUUGUGUGCGGGUCUGUGGGACUCAUGAGCAUGGCAUGCGCUAGUGCGGUUGCGGAGGAGGGGGUGUUAAGGAGAGGAAUUGAGUGUGCGUUGAGCGCAUUUUUGUCACUUUUUGUUUUUUAUCCGAGUCGCGAAGGAAUGAAACAAAAUCCACGAGCUGAGGCAUCUGACAACCUUUGAAGAUCACUUAAGAUGGAGGUUCACAGCGAUAAUGGAGAAGUGAAGGCAUUGGACGGAGUGGAAGGGGAAGGCAAGUCAGUGUUGGAAGACGAGGCAUGGGAGUCUGCCGAAUUCGUGCACGAGCCACCCAUGUUGAAAAUCACGCAGCCUAAGGGAAGUUUUUGCCAGAUCGAUGCCAGAUUUUCGGUAGCUUUACCCCCGGAUGGAGUCUUCAACAUCAUUACUGACCCUAACAACCGCCGUGUUUUCAAGAACAUCAAGGAAGUCGUCUACCGAAAAGUACUGGAGGAUGAUGGCAACCGGCAGCUCGUGGAGGUAGAGCAGCUGGGUCGGUGGCGCUUUCUCAUGCUCUCAGGCACCUUCUCCUCUCGUGUGAUUGUGGAGCAAAACCGCGAAGAAAAAUUGAUGCUUUUUGAUCUCUCCAGGCAAGGUAUGAUGAAGAAAUUUUCAGGCUCUUGGAAGAUAGAGCCAAUGCUUGCGAGCGAAUUGUCUAUCGGUUCCCGUGAGAACAAUGCAACGCCAGGAUCGUGGGUGAAUUUCCAGCAAGUGCUUGAGCCAGCCAUAGUUCCACCAUGGCCGCUCAACGGGUACGUGCGAGGCGUCACGGAGCGCAUCAUUCGAGAAAUGUUGGCUGAUCUGCAGCUGGAAUGUUUGCGCUUGUCACAAGUUAACAAUUCUUAGGCUCUGGAGUGCCUCAGAGUUUGCGUGAUGGAAUAGCAUGCUGUUGCAUCUCUGAAGCAAACUGCAAACUGGUUCAUAAAAAAGGUAAAUUUUUAUUCCAACUGUGCAGAAUAGAAGUUAGAUACACAGUUUCUCUACCAAAUUCACUUAUCAAUAUUUUUAUGAGGCACAUUUGUACUCAAUUUGCAUGUAUUGUUGAACAUGGACUCGGAAUGAUUUGUACUUUGUUCUAUGAUUGAAGAGGUGGUGGAUUACGUUGCCACCAUGUGAAAAUAGCUCCUACUUUUGUUUGUCAAUUGACGUUAUUUUAUUUUUU